AUGACAGAUAAAGAAGACGCUAGCAAAGAACCCGAAAAAGAACCACUAGAUGACGAGGCCCUAGAGAAGCUUGCAGUAGAAGAACUACUUCGCGAAGCAGUCCAAGGUGCUGCAAGAGCAGAAAUAGUUGGUCCAUCAGUUCACGCAGCUCGACGCGUAAUUCAUACAAAACAUCCCCAAAAUACGAACGAAAACCGGAAUCGACAAUUAAAAAAGAUAGAUCUAAAAGAAAAUACUAAAAUGGCGGACUACGAUGUAGAAAGUAUUAUAAGCAAAAUUAUUGAUAGCACUGAAGCAACAUGGUCGCCACAAGAAAAAAUGCCGCUAAUAAUGAAAGAAAUAGAACAAUUAAAAGCGGAUACUAGAAUAUUUUUAGACAAUUGUGAUUACGAUAUAGCUGGUAUAUUAAGCGAAAGUACGGAACUGUGUGCCGAAAGCAAAGCUUUGGUUGAGGAGAUGGAAGAAUGUAAAAAGGAGAUUGAACAAGAAACAAUGGCUGAAAUAUUAAAGUCCAUUGAGAAUCACGAUCAAAUUGCCAAAGAGUUAGAGUCCGUUAAUUUCGCUAUGAAUAUUGUGUUUGAUGUCAUAACAUGUGGUAGAUUUAUUAAAGAAUUCGACGAAGGACGAGAAGCUCAAAGUUUUUCAAAGGCGGUAGAAUCCGUUUAUGAUUUACUUCAGUUUAUAGAACAACCAGCCGAUGGUUUUAGUGAAAUGGAAUUGUAUACUAACAUAACUAAUACCGCUCACCUAAUUAUGGAUAGUUUGGUACACGAUUUGUAUCAAGAAUGGGAUCGAAUGGUGUCGUACACUACGAAACCAGGUACUCGAAAGAGUACAGUCACAUUUAACAUUACUUUAGACGAUUCUCUCAUCGCCAUGGAUGUUGUGAACGCUCUAGAUAAAAGCACAAAGCUAAUGGAAAAAAUUACAGAGUUUGCGGAUUUUCUAAAGAAAGAAGUUUUCAUACCAAUUCUCAAACACGAAUCCAUAGUUUACGCUGACUCGGACGACUCGGCAUCAGUGACCAUUACUUACAAAACGAACUAUACCCCACCGUACAGUGAUACUAUAGCCAAUAUGAGACUUCUAUUCCAUUUUUUAAACAAUAAAUUCAAUAUACCAUUUAACGAUGACAAGAGUAUAAUGAAGAUGUUCGGGCAAUUAAUAUGUGAGGAGUUUUGUGAAAUGAUGAUCAAAGACUGUUUUAUCGAGACUAUACCAAAUAAUAUAAACGAUCUCCAAACGUACGGCCGAGUUACAUCGGAGAUAGAAGAUUUCCAACACUUCCUUAAAAUUAUAAAGAUUUUCCCUGAAGAAGGAUUAUCGUUGCUGAAGUACAUGGAUAACAUUGAUGUUUUAUUCGCGGAACGAUCGAGUCAGCACUUUUUAGAGACAGCUCGCUCUAUUAUGUUUAAAGAUUUAAGUGUAACAAUGUCUAUAGGAGUGGAGAAAAUUCCAGACGAACCUAUACCACCAGAAGAUGUCCCGGAAGACAGCAAUAUAGUUGAAGCUCUAGACAUUUUUGCUAAAACGAUACCAAAAAGUCUAUUCUACUUUCCUCGGUGUAUGAUAUCGAAGACGGCGCAAGAGUUAUUGGAUUUGGUUUAUAUUAUAAUGGAACAGGCUGUGCAGUGUUCCGACGUAGUGUGUAAGAAGUUAUAUUGUACUGUUAGACUUAUAUUUGAACUGUACGAUGCGGUAGUUCCCUAUCACCAUGAAAAUUAUUUGCAAACCAUUCCACAAUAUGUGGCUCUGUUCCACAACAACUGUAUGUACCUAGCGCACAAUCUCCAAACCUUAGGUGAUAAGUGGCUCUCUCUGAUGGAGGGCAGGGAAGUGGACUACCCUAUUGGCUUCGUGGACUUGGUGCAGAAGAUCAGGGAUCUAGGAUAUAUACAUCUGACGAUGCAUAUGCAGCAGCAGAGAAAACAAAUUUUAGAUAAUAUACGUUCUUCUGAUCUAAACUGUAUAGUGGUGAAUGACGUGCUCGGUGACAACGCGGAGGCGGCGGUGAGGCAAUGUCUACGGCAGCUACAACUCUUGAAGAAUGUUUGGAUUGGUGUCUUUCCGUCCAAUGUCUUUAUAAGACUUAUGGCAACACUAGUAAAUAUGUUUGUGGAUGAGCUAAUACACCGAGUGUGCACUGUGGAGGAUAUCUCUAUGGAGAUGGCAACACAGCUCACCGAAAUGUAUACACUGGUUGUGCAAAAAACCCCACAUUUAUUCCAAAAUAUUAAUGAUGUUUCAAAGCAUGUCAAGUCCUGGGUCAAGUUACAAGAAUUAAUUUUCGUUCUGGGCGGAUCCUUGAAAGAUAUAGAAAACCAUUGGGAUGAUGGUAUUGGACCUUUGGCUGUACAUUUCCACGUAGAAGAAUUGAGGAAUCUCAUCAAAGCGCUGUUUCAAAACACGCAGUUCCGCGCCAAUUUACUAUCGAAAAUUAAA
Messenger RNA from Brenthis ino (lesser marbled fritillary), 2442 nucleotides. NCBI's taxonomy places the organism in Eukaryota, Metazoa, Arthropoda, Insecta, Lepidoptera, Nymphalidae. The record is from the annotation of a GenBank genome assembly.